Messenger RNA from Dovyalis caffra, 1080 nucleotides. The record is from the annotation of a GenBank genome assembly. NCBI's taxonomy places the organism in Eukaryota, Viridiplantae, Streptophyta, Magnoliopsida, Malpighiales, Salicaceae.
AUGGACAACAUCACGGCAGCUCCGCCUCCAACACCAUCAGCACAAUCAAACAGCCACCUUGGCACGUCAGCAGCGUCUGCAGACGCCCUCUCUCGUCUUCUUCACCGCCUCCCUCCUACCCUCUCCCUCCCUACUCGUCUUUCCACUGCUGCCACGUCUCCCCCUCUCAUCUCUCUCUCUGACCCAAACCUUCAAGACCUUUUAUUCUCUGCAUCUUCUCAACUCGGUUUCUUUCAACUCACAAACCACAACAUCUCUUCCCAACUCGCUAAGUCAGCCGAGUCGGAAUCUCUUUCUCUCUUUGAACUCGGUAAAGAUAUAAAAGAAUCGUACUUUCCUAAAAACUGGCCUCUGGGUUUUGAAGAUGAUGAAGAUGGAAACGGCGAGUCGUUUUGGUUGGACGCCGAGUGUUCCACCGUGUCAACCGAGUUGGUUUUAGCUUCCCUACGUGAGCUAACUCGGGCUUUAGAGAAAGUGGGGUUGGAGGUAAUUGAAAUGCUUUCAAAUGGAGUGGGGUUUGAGAAUCCCGCAAAGGAGGAUCCGACCCGUUACUGUUCUUUUUUAUGGGUACAUGAUGGUUUGGAUGGGAAUGAUCAUAAACCUGGUCUGUCCGGUGGGUCUUAUCCCUAUAUAGUCGGGUUACGGUAUCAAAUUCGAUGCCAGAAAUAUUCGAUGUUAACAGAUUCAGGCUGGGAAACUGUGCUGCCACAAGUGGACUCAGUUAUGGUCACCAUCGGCGACAUUGCUCAGGUAUGGAGUAAUGGCAGAUUGAAGAAAGUAAGAGGAAGGCCAACGGCAUGCUUGGGAGAUGGUAAAAACUCAAGCUGCGUAUCAAUGGCACUAUUGGUUACUCUUCCCUUGGAAAGUACCGUCUCUCCCCUCCUCCCUAAAGAGGUUGCUAAUGAAAUUAAUGCCAACGAGGAUGAAAUCGGAGAAGAUAUUGAAGAGCAAAACGAAAUUGGCAACUUCUGUAAGACGGAGAAGAGAUUAUUUAGCUCAUUUUCUUUCGAGGACUAUGCUUGGAGAGCGUAUCAUGAACCCCUCCUCUUCAAAGACCCUCUAGACAAAUACCGCAUCUAG